Molecule: messenger RNA, 534 nt
Organism: Prunus mume (Japanese apricot)
Lineage: Eukaryota; Viridiplantae; Streptophyta; Magnoliopsida; Rosales; Rosaceae
Product: protein DOG1-like 1
Biological process (GO): DNA-templated transcription
Molecular function (GO): sequence-specific DNA binding
Source: RefSeq, a predicted model, not a curated record
AUGGCAAGCAGAGACAGAGAGCAAUCCAAAUAUUACAUAAACACGAGAACCCAACUUGCCCGCAGAGACGUCUCUGCCUUCUUUGCCCCUAUUUGGUGCACUUCAUGGGAAAACUCUCUGCUUUGGAUCGCUGGCUGCAGACCCUCUUUGUUUUUCAGGCUCGUUUAUGUGCUUGGCGGGUCAAAAAUGGAGUCAAAGCUCUCUGAGUUCCUCCAAGACACAAGAGAAGGCGGCCUUGGUGAGGUUCUGACGUGCUCGCAGCUCGUUGUGGUCAACAGUUUGCAGAGCAAGACCAUUAGAGAGGAGGAGAGGUUGACAGGGGAGCUGGCAGCUCUGCAAGAGGACAUAGCAGACCAGCCAAUUGCAAUGAUUGCAAAGGGUUUGAGCCAAAGCACUGUCAAAGAGCUUGUGAACAUAUUGACACCUCUUCAGGCUGUUGAUUUUCUGGUGGCAAGUAAGAAGCUUCACUUGUGUGUGCAUAAGUGGGGCAGGAACAGAGACCAAAAGCUUGGGAGGGAAAAUCUGGAAGAUUAA